Molecule: messenger RNA, 1643 nt
Organism: Closterium sp. NIES-67
Lineage: Eukaryota; Viridiplantae; Streptophyta; Zygnematophyceae; Desmidiales; Closteriaceae
Source: the annotation of a GenBank genome assembly
AUUACUCAGUUCUAAGAUGGUAUCACCAGUAGGUAGGUCCUGCCGCCCGCCCAUGCUUCGCAACUGCGAAGAUUAUCGAGUCAACACUGCUACUGUACCCCUGACAAUUCACACAGAUUGACAACACCUCACUGCGGUUACGAAAGGGCAACGGUCGCAGACCGUUGACCAUGCAACUCAAUAGUCAGAAUCGCAAGAGUCAAGAGUCAGUGCCACGGCUCAAAUUUGAAGGGUAUUUCACCCUGAUUGCCCUUGCCAGCGGCCGCUUUUUCAGGAUCACCUUGAUUUUCAAAGGGUAUUUUUUUGUGACACUUUCUCUAAAAUUGUAUUAUUUUUUUUACCCUGCUGUAGCCAGAGUAAUCCGUGAUCUACCCUGACCAGGCAGGGUGUUGCCGAAAACACCAUGAAACAGAAGCCUACAAGGCCUACAGAUUCGAUUGUUGUCGAAUCUGCCACGCGUGAAACCGCGCCAGCCAUGCCCGCCCACUGGCAGUCAAGCCCCCCAGAAUCGGCGCGCGUGGCAACUGGCCAAAGGCCGCGACAGUCCGCAUGGACGCAGUCGACCCUCUGGGGUGCGCCUCCGCCUCGCCGCCCAGCAAGCCCGCCUCCCGCGCGCCCUUCUCGCCCUGCCGGGCCUGCUGGCGACUCUCUGCCGACGACCGCUGCUGAGGCCGAGUAUGCAGUAAUAAAGAACCAUUUCGACAACGACUUGUCGAAACGGUUCUCCUGGCUGCGGCUACAUCGAAUGAGGAACGGACGACCUGCUCUCAAGUGCGCCACGUGCCUCAAACACGCCGACCCAUGUGCGAACACGUCGUAUGGUAUCAAGGGUGAGGGCAGGCGUGAUUUGCAGCUCGGCAGCAUCCGCUCUCACAUCGGCACCCGUGCGCACAAAUCGGCGCUCAAGGCGGAGGAGGAUGCUGAGAAAGAGCGCGCGCGACAAGUGACGCUGACCCGCUGGCAGCGGACGGAUCACCAGACACGGCAUCUUAUCCGCAUGCUGCACAUCGCGUUGUUCAUUUGCAAGCAUGAUGCGCCCAUCGCGAUGUUCAUCCCCCUGUGCUGGUUCCUCGCGAAGGAAGGCCACCCCGAUCUGCCGCCAGGUGGUGGGUACGGCGCCUACUACACAGAUUAUGGUUUCAAGGAGAGCAUACGGUCCAUGUCGGAGUAUCUGCAGGAGGAACAGCUGAAACACCUUUGCGCCUCUCCCUACGUCGGCAUCAGCAUCGACGAGAGCACGGAUCGCAUCCACGGGAAACAUCUCGUACUCUACGCGACGUUUUUCAAGGGCAACACCGUGGCAACCGAGUUUGUCACGUUUCUGAGUGUCGAGCAGACUGACGCGGCAUCUCUGACCUCCUCCCUCUUGCACUACAUCCAGGGAAUUGGACUGGACCUGCAAAAUAUCGUGGGCAUCGCGGCUGAUGGAGCUUCCGCAAUGACUGGCGAGCGGAGCGAAGUAGUGACCCGUCUGCGUGUACAAAUCGAGCACCUCGUCUCGAUUCAUUGCAUUGCCCAUCGGUUUGUUGCGGUUCGACGGACGUAUAAACUUUCCGAUGAUAUGCAUGGUCGUGCGUUAUAUUCCUGGAAGUAACAUCAGCCUUUCUACUACUCUUCCCCUAUCCUCCCACCCCGCCUUUAGG